This is a messenger RNA of Physeter macrocephalus (sperm whale), 1161 nucleotides long. RefSeq names its product ubiquitin-conjugating enzyme E2 N-like. The record is from RefSeq and is a predicted model, not a curated record. Gene Ontology annotation, cellular component: nucleus. Gene Ontology annotation, biological process: DNA damage tolerance; protein K63-linked ubiquitination. NCBI's taxonomy places the organism in Eukaryota, Metazoa, Chordata, Mammalia, Artiodactyla, Physeteridae. Gene Ontology annotation, molecular function: ubiquitin conjugating enzyme activity.
UAGGGAGAUGACACCAGAGGCUGAACUCUGGAUCUGACAAGAUGGCUGGGCUACCCUUCAGGAUUAUCAAGGAAACCCAGCGUUUGCUGGCAGAACCAGUUCCCAGCAUUAAAGCAGAACCAGAUGAGAGCAACACCCGUUAUUUUCAUGUGGUCAUUGAUGAGCCUCAGGAUUCCCCUUUUGAGGAAGGGACUUUUAAACUUGAACUAUUCCUUCCAGAAGAAUACCCAAUGGCAGCCUCUAAAGUACGUUUCAUGACCAAAAUUUAUCAUCCUAAUGUAGACAAUUUGGGAAGAAUAUGUUUAGAUAUUUUGAAAGAUAAGCGGUCCCCAGCACUGUAGAUCCGCACGAUCCAGGCUUUGUUAAGUGCUCCCAAUCCAGAUGAUCCCUUAGCAAAUGAUGUAGCGAAGCAGUGGAAGACCAAUGAAGCCCAAGCCAUAGAAACAGCUAGAGCAUGGACUAGGCUAUAUGCCAUGAAUAAUAUUUAAAUCAAUCCGAUCGUCAAAUGUGCAUCACUUCUCCAGUUCCGCCAAGACUUCUUCCUUUUUUGUUUGCAUUUAAUGGACACAGUUUUAGAAACAUUACAGAAUAAAAGCCCAGACAUCUUCAGUCCUUCGAUGAUUAAAUGCCCAUUAGCAAAUACGUCUUGUCCUGAUUCACUGUUGUAAAGCAUGAGCAGAGGCUAGAAGUAUCAUCUGGAUUGUUGCGAAACAUUUAAAAGCAAUGGGUCCUUUCUGCUUUUACUCAUUUCCCCCAUCAUGGUUUAAGUAGAAAGCACUGUGAAUGAAGGUAGUUGUCAGGGUUAGCUGCAGGGGGGGUAGGUGUUUUUCUUUAUUUUCUUUCUUUAUUUUUCUUGGUGAGGGGGAAGUUAGUUUUAUUUUAAUUUUAUGGGCUCCUUUCCCCCUUUUUUUGAUGAUCUAAUUGCAGUGAUUAAAAGCAGCUAGCCAGUUCUUUAGAAUAUGCUCUCUAGCCAAGUCUAACUUUAUUUAGAUGUUGUAGAUGGACAAGCUUGAUUGUUUGAACCAAAAUGGGAACAUUAAACAAACAUCACAACCCUCACUAAUAACAUUGUGACUUUGCCGUCAAGUGUAGAAUCCUCCCUUCAAGAAAAAGCUUAUAACCAUUUUGUAUGGCUUGUCUGGAAACUUCUGUAAAUCUUAU